Molecule: messenger RNA, 3108 nt
Organism: Aspergillus tubingensis
Lineage: Eukaryota; Fungi; Ascomycota; Eurotiomycetes; Eurotiales; Aspergillaceae
Exons: 3
Coding region: 1-3108 (1035 amino acids)
Biological process (GO): potassium ion transmembrane transport
Cellular component (GO): plasma membrane
Molecular function (GO): potassium ion transmembrane transporter activity
Source: RefSeq, a predicted model, not a curated record
AUGUUUUGUUCUGGAGACAGGGAGAAAGGGCCUGUGGCCUUGGAGGAACAGUGGGAUUACAUUAACCUCGAUGACUUCAAAUCAGAGUCCUGUCUAUCCCCGUUCUCAUACUUCUUUCUCUACGUCUUCCUUCUUAUCUCCAUAGCCGUGUACGGAGUCGACACCUUUACCGCCGUCAAUCUUCUUGCUUUCUCACGAUGGGCGGGCCAAAUUGAGCCUGCGAUUCCUUUCAAAAUAUCGCGAUGGAUCUUCGCAGUUUGCAUCAUCAUCUCUUUCGCCCUCUUGAUCUACCGAUGGUUGCGCGCCAUUCGUGCAAUCCGCUCCGGGAGUAUCGCUCAGAGCUACCUCGACUCUCUCGCUGUGCGCGUUCAAAGUAUUCGAAUGGGAAGCAACGGUCGCGGUUGGAGGCGAUUCCUCGUGUUCGGCGAGUUAACCAAAAGUAAGAAGGGCGCUGAAUACGUCGCCCUCUUCGCAUACUUUGCUUUUGAAUCUUGGCUGAGCACUCUUUUUGCCGACGGCCCACGACAAGUCGUUAACGCUAUUACCCUAUACUCAGUGAUGCAAAUGGACCUUCUUCCCGGAGGCAGCAACACAACCGACGAGGGCGGGUCCGGAGCUUCGCAAUUCUUUGACAACAUGAAGGUGCUGGCGGAGGAUAACACCGAACGUGCGGUUGUCCUGAUCGGAAUGCUAUUUACCUUGGUCAUAUGGGUCUUGUCAAUGCUCAAAUUGAUCCUGGCUGUCGUACUCUACCUUAUCUUUCUCUUCCACCAUAUCCCUUCGGAGGAUGGGUCAUUGAAGGCUUAUUGCAAACGAAAAAUUAACAGCCGGCUCACUCGUAUUGUCCGGAGGAAAGUCAACAAAGCUUUGGCUAAAGGCGUGGCCUUGCAAGAUCGGAAACCGACCAAUCCAAACAUGGGUCUAGACAAACGGCCUACUCUUCCCUCACUGGGUGCUGGCGAUGAUGACAAGACACCUGUUGUCACCACGAUCUCGCGCACUACCACACAAACCACUCUCCCGGCUUACUCUUCACGUCCUGGGACAGCUGCUCCGGAUCGCAAUCCCACCUUGCCAGAUGUUGGCGCAUUCAAUGAUAAACCUGGAUUGAGCCGAACAAUGACCGAAUCUUCAGCAUAUUCCGAUGCGGCUUCGUUGUCAGGAAGCACCGCGGUGUCAGCGUACAGCCCACUGGAUCGACAUGGUACGCCGGCGCCACCAGUGCCACCAGUGCCACCACUUCCGAAGCACGGCCCUGCCCCGAUGCCACGCUCCCAGACUCCAAGGAUGCCACAGAAUUUUAACCAAGCGCCUGCGCAACCGGGAUACAAUAGUCCAAUGGAGCGGUCAUCACCGGCGCCAUCUAUGCCGCGCACCCAGACACCGAUGUCACGUUCAGAAUUCACCCCAGCGCCUCGUCUGCCCGGUCAGCAGCCGGGACCCGUACCGCGUUUGCAGACUCCAGUAUCGCGGCAAGGGUUUACACCCACACCUUCAGCUCCUGGAUACGGCCCGAUUGACAGGGCGUCGCCAGCGCCACAAAUGCCACGAACACAAACACCCGUUUCAAACUACACCUCAGGCCCAGGGUACAGCCAGGUUGACCAUGCCUCGCCGGCACCGCAAGUUUUCCGCAACCAAACACCCGUGUCACGUUCCAAUUUUACACCAGCUCCUGGAUAUGGGCCAAACGUCCCCGGAACACGAGGUCCUGGCGAAGGGUACAGGCCAUUUGAAACAUACCAACCUCAACACGAUCCUUAUGGUCCUCCAUCUAGCACUCCUUUCCGUCCAUACAGUCCGGCAAUUGAUCCAAACACUCGUUCUCUAACUCCCGCGUCUGCCUUCCCUGGUGAAAGAGCAGCAGCCCGAACAUUCUCACCCUUCAACCAGCCUGGCGCAGCUCCCUAUCCAGCUCAAGAAAACGAAUACCCGCUACGGUCGUUCAGUCCUGCUACUUCUAAUGGCCUUCGCUCACAAGACGCUGCCCCCGCCGACGCACUGGGCAGGACGUUCUCACCAGUCAAUGCAGCCAAUGGAGACGGCUAUGUGGCGUUUAGUCCUGUAGCCAAUGCGUCACCCUCGCCUUUUGCUAGCCACGCCAUUUCCGCACACGAUGGAUACAGCCAUGAAUCCAGCUAUGAUCAUCCGGAACCUCAGGACUAUGACAUGCCACACAGCUCCUAUAACUCACAUGAAGAGCCUGGGAGUGGUUAUGUGGCAUUCAGUCCUGCAGCCAAUGCGCCGCGCUCGCCCUUUGCUGGCGACGCAAUUUCGGCACACCACGAAGCCAACCAUGAACAUCUAGAUCACCUGGACCAUGCCAUGCCACAUGACUAUAGCUCGCACGAAGAGCCUGAGAGUGGCUAUGCUGCAUUCAAUCCCGCUGCUAAACUAUCGUCCUCCGACCUAAACCAUGCUUCUCCAUUCGAAGAUCAUGACGAAUCGCAUAUCGAUGCCGCCCAUGAGUCCACAGGAAGACCAAUUUCGGAGUCCCACGACACGUCGCAACAGAAUCAUAACUAUGUUGCUUACACACCUUCCGCUGGAAAUGAGGCCCCUCUCGAGGGACAUGCUGAGCCGCAUGAGAACGUCGAAAUGCAUACCGGCGCUGACGUGGCGGACAACUCGUACGAACACCGUGUGUCCCACUACAACCAUGAUAAUCCUACCACUUCGUCCAGGAAGUCGUCCGAGUCCGAAACUUCUUCACAAGGACACCACGAACACGCGACUGCAGAGCAGAUGCAUGGAUUAGAGGUCAGGCCUGUUUCUCCGCUGAGCUUGGGCGACUUGACGCAUGCCAAUGAUGGCUUUGCAACUUUCCACCCCUCCGUCACCUCGCCUACGCGAACUGAGACCGAACAUAAUUCAAAUUACCACACACAAACAAGUGCGACUGUCGAGAACCCAUUUGAGAACUCCAACCGCCAAGAAACAAGACCCUCAGAAGGGUACAGGGCCUUUAGUCCUUCCGUGAGAUCACCCGCUACACCCACGCUUCCAAACAUCGCGCCAUAUGAACAUCAUGGCCAAUCACCAGCAAGGACAAUGUCCCCUCAAGGCGAGACUUCACACGUGAAGCCAUAUCGGCCGGAUUACAUCUAA